AUGAUGAAAUCUAUCCGCUCCAGCUUGUUGAUGAAGAAGAAAGGAAUGCGCAGCAGCGAUGUUGUUUUGCCUACCGAAGACGCCUCAAGCCAAGAAAUGUCUGAAUCGAGGGUGGAUCAGUCGCUAAGGGAAUCCAGCAAGAAGAAUCGCAAGUCGACGAGGUCUCGCUCGUCCAGUACCAGAUCCUCGAGCCGUGAGAGCGUGCGGCCCACGGACGUGCUUGAGAUGCUCGAGUACAUGGCUGCCCAGGAUCCCAGUCAGGCCGGGGACUUCUUCAAACACUUGAAGGAAACACAGUUGAGCGAUCUCUAA
This is a messenger RNA of Seminavis robusta, 312 nucleotides long. Lineage: Eukaryota; Bacillariophyta; Bacillariophyceae; Naviculales; Naviculaceae. The record is from the annotation of a GenBank genome assembly.